This is a messenger RNA of Porites lobata, 8004 nucleotides long. The record is from the annotation of a GenBank genome assembly. Lineage: Eukaryota; Metazoa; Cnidaria; Anthozoa; Scleractinia; Poritidae.
AUGGUCGGCACUCUCGAACCGCGCAGUACAGCCAUAACAGUUGUAGAGGCCGGAGCAAUGAUUGCAUUAAAUAUCAUUUCGCUUUUGGGCAACGUCCUAGUUUGUUUGUCGGUUUACAGAAAUAACAGGCUCCGCACCACAACAAAUCUGUACAUCAUUGCAUUGGCUGUAACUGACUUGAUAGCUGCAACUUUCGUCAUGCCUCUAGCUACUGGAGUUCUUAUCACAGGAAGAUGGCCUUUUGGUGAAACGGCUUGUCAAAUACACGCUUAUUUCGGUCUUUUUGCGGUGUAUGUUUCGCCUGUAACCAUGGGUCUUACUGCCCUUAAUAGAUACACAAGAAUAUGCAAAUCAGAUCAGCAAUAUAAACUAUUCUUUUCGAAGAAAAAAUCUCUUAUUUUUCUUGGAUUUUCCUGGACCUUUGUUGCUCUCUGGAUUUUACUCCCUUGUCUUACAGGUCUACAAGAAUUCUAUUUUGUGCCGAGCUAUGCAGGUUGCUUAAACAGGCAGAUGAGUGAUCUAGCAAAAAUACUACACUAUAUCGUCGUUCUUGGCUUGUUUUUCGCACUUCCAUUAGCAGUAACAAUAUUCAGCUACAGAAAAGUUUUGAAAAAUAUUCGGGAACACAAUACUGGAACGGCUCGAAAUCUUCGAACAAACAGCAACGAGACAGUCACAACAAAAGAAAUUCGACUAAGCAAGUCUCUGUUUGUUGUCGUCUUUGCCUUCAUGUUGUGUUGGCUACCCGCUUGGGUCAUCACCAUCCUGACGAGAUUUUUGUUUGGCAAUAAAAUGCCGCGCAAUGUUCAGUUACUUUGCCCUUUUUCCUUAAAUAUUUCGAACGCUAUUAAUCCCUUCAUUUAUGCUGGAAUGAAUCCUGUGUUUAGAAGAGAGUUUCGAAGAUUACUCGUAUGUAGAUUUGGCGGAGAGAAAGUCGACAAUCAUCAAUUAGAAGACCAACCACCUCUUGGGUAACUGCCCAAAAAAACCUCUGCAUUUAUGGUUCCAGCGAUCCCGAGAACACCUGAUAACAGACUUAGUAUCCACAACGAGACUGCUUAAGAAGAGAUGGAAAGCGUCCAGUUCCAAGCAAUCAAGGAUGAAAAGGCCGGAUGAAAAGAUGACAGUAACCGAUGCAAUAAUCUCUUUAGUUUAAGUUUCAUUCAGUUUAUGGUGGUCUUAAGUAAAAUAGCCUGUCAUCUUUGCUAACACACGCCACUUACCAAUAAAACGCAAUUUGCUUUAGUCAAACAGACAAUGCCAAGUCAUAUUUUCUCAGUACAAAUACUUCCGUUCUCUGCAGGCAGGUCCGCUUUUGGCUGGGUUAUGCCUCUAAAUUGUUGAUUAUCUUUGUGCACAUUUUUCAUUUUGUAGAUUGGUAACUGAAGUUAUAAUCAGCAGGCAUUCGAAUAAAGCAUUGAGCAACGACGUAAAAAAGUCGAGAAAAAAACCUCUUGCAGGUCGUCAAUUUAAUCUGUAAAGAAUUUGUAGAAAAAGGAACAAAAUGGACUUCAUUUUGGAACAGAAGUAACUGUUCGAAAUUGACGGGCCUGGUGUGCCUGUGCAUUAAAGGCCAGUGUUAUCAUUUUCUACAUGGGGUCUAUCUAUCACUAGGCGGACCUCAGCCCAUGUUUGAAUGUUUUCGUAAAAACGCCAAAAACUCAACCUACCUCAUAUUAGACCUACGUACGCAUAGUUAAACGAAGCUAGUUAACACAUUUAUAUCUUACUUUAUCAUGAUCAGUUCUAUUUUACAACACAAUAAGAUCUAUACGUAAUGAAUUCUACAAUAUUGUAUGUUUGUAAAUUAUACUCUGCAAGAUAAUUCCGUGUCGAAUUCCUGUGUCAUUCCUGACUGGGCCCUAUCGGGCCAACUUGUGAUACUGAAUUUAUCUUUGUCAGGCUUUUAUGUUCUCUUGUCUUUGUUCAACUGAUCCGAUUCCAGUUGUUCCAGUUUGACUUUUGUCGUGAAUACCUUGAAAAGAAACCCGAUAAUGAAAUAUACAUCAUUGUAAUUCAGUUUUACUCAGUUAAGUACAAUUAACAAGCAAAAUUAGUACAAAUAUCUCACGGUGGACUCAUAAAAAUAUACUAAAAUAAUGAGCUGAACAUCACUCACUAGGGCUAACGUAUAUGUUGUAGUUAUUUUUUUAUCUCAGGUAAUUUUUGUUUCAUUUUCUUUCGUUUUUGGGUAUGGUAAUGUAUGCUAAUCAAGUUGAAAAAAAGAAAACGAAAAAAGAAAAAUUACCUGAGAUAAAAAAAAAACCUACUGACAACAUAUAUGUUUUGAUAUUCGGGUACAAAACACUGAAUACAUGAUCUGUAGAAGCAAAUCGGUUAAAAAAGUUGAAAUGACAUUGAAAGAAUUAUGAUAUGAAGGAGUGUCUCCAUACCGAGCGACCAAUCUUACUUACAUUAAAAAAUGUUAAACAAAUUUAAAUUUGUCGUUUUCUUUCGCACAGUCAGCAGCUAUGCAAAUUUCGUGGAACAUAAGAAUUUGCACAUGAAAAAAGAGUUCAAUCCCCACAGGUCUCCACAGGACUUUUUUGUACACCAAUAUGGCCGCAGUGACGUCAUGUAAAAUCUAUCUCUAUACGCCGAAUUCAAAUUGUAUUAUUAAAAAAACAGUUAGAUGUUUAGAAACAAUCAAGCAGUGUUUAAUCAAACAUACUGAAAAUUGUUAAGAAAGAGUGCAUUCAAUUUCACGGAAGAUGAAUAUUGUUCUCUAUGUAAGUUUCAAUUCAGUUGUGCUUAAAGUUAUCAGAUUUCUAAGUUGAGGGGAAGGAUAAGUGUAGGAGUGAAAUAAUCUUGAUUGUUCCUCAGAUAAUGAAGCAGGUGAUUUUAAAAAAGUCGAUCAAGGCGAGCUGUAAGUCAUUACAUAUGACUGUUAUCACUCCGAAUGGGAGACUUCGCGAGGAAAAAGGAAAUGUUCUUGAUAGAGGAACUAGAUUUAAUAGUGGUUAUUAAAUCCUAAACCAAUUAUUUCACUAAAUAUUCUGUAAUUUCUGUGCAACAUACGAGUUUGUCGGUCUGUUUCUUUUGUCUAGCAUACCGGGAUAUGUUUUCGACUUUGUCCCAACACCUCUAGCAUCUGGAGGUGUUGGCCUUUUCAUUCACGAAUUACUAAAUUACACAGUUUUAGAAAAGAUCUCUAAUGAAGCUUUUCAAGCCCUUUGGAUUGAAAUAUCUUUUGCAAAUAACAAAAACAUUGUCUGUGGUAUAAUAUAUCGCCAACACAAUUCUCCGGAUCAGUUCAUGUCUUACUUCGAAGAAACCAUCGAAAAAUUGACAUCUCUUAAUAAAAAUGUAUUUAUCAUGGGCGAUUUCAACAUAGAUCUAUUGAAAUGCGAAACAUCUCAAAUUAGCCAUGACUUCUUAAUGUCCUUACAAAGUUGCUAUCUCAUUCCAACAGUUGAUAAGCCCACUCGAAUCCAUAGGAACUCAGCUACGUUAAUUGAUAAUAUCUUUUUAAACAACCCUGACCAAAUACUUCUCAGCGGUAACAUCAUCUCCGAUAUUAGCGAUCACUUCUCUCAAUUUUGUAGAUCAAAGCAGCAAGAGAUAAAUAUAGAGGGUACACUACCAAGAUACGCGAUUUUUCUAAUUUUUCCGCAGACCAAUUCAAUAGGGAACUCUCUGAGGUUGACUGGGAAUGUAUCCUCGUAAAUCAUGCAACUGAUCCAGACAAAUUAUUUUCAACUUUAUAUAAGAAAUUUAAUAAGAUUGUAAACAAACAUGCUCCCAUUACAAAGUUAUCAAAGCGUAAAGCCAAACAGCUUUCUAAGCCUUGGAUUACUACUGGAUUAAAAGCAUCCAUUAUGGUUAAAAACAAAUUGUAUGUGUCCGGUGACGAAGACAAAUACAAAUAUUAUAGAAACAAAAUUUGUAGCCUGAUACGUCUAAGUAAAAAGAUAUACUAUCAGGAUUAUUUCGAACGCCACAAAACAAACAUGAAAAAGACAUGGGAAGGAAUAAAUGACGUCUUGCAUCGCAGAAAGAAGACCAAAAUUAUAACUGCUAUUAAGGACCCGAAUAAGAGCAACAAAAUCGUAAAAGAACCUUCACAGGUCGCUAAUAUUCUUAAUGACCAUUUUUCGUCAGUAGGAAAUAGGCUAGCUAGCACAAUUCCAACGCCACAACAACAUUAUCUUAAUUACGUUAGUCAUUGCGAAGCACCAUCUUCAUCUUUUCUAUUCUUACCGGUAACGUCCGACGAAGUGAAAUUUCAGAUACUCUCCAUACCAAACAACAAGUCUUAUGGUCUAUAUUCAUCUCCCAUAAAAUUAUUAAAGUGUGCAAAAUAACUCCAAUAUUCAAGAGUGGCGAAGAUAAUGAUGCGAAUAACUACAGGCCUAUAUCCUUAUUAUCUAACUUUAACAGAAUUUUUGAAAAGAUCAUGUACAACAGAAUGAAAGAUUACAUCGACAAACAUAACUUAUUGUAUUCCUCCCAGUACGGUUUUCGUAAAGGUCACUCGACUCAACAUGCAAUAUUAGACAUUGUAAACGCAAUACAAAUUAAUAUGAAUCAAGGUCUUUUCUCGUGCGGAGUCUUCAUAGACCUCAAGAAAGCUUUUGAUACUGUCGAUCAUAACAUUUUGCUUGACAAACUUAAUCACUAUGGUUUUCGUGGAAUUAUUAAUGAUUGGUUCUCCUCGUAUUUGAAUAAUCGGGUGCAAUCUACCCAAAUCGUACCAUACAUUUCAAACAAAGCCAACGUAAGUUAUGGCAUUCCCCAAGGAUCUGUGCUCGGCCCGUUGCUUUUUUAAUUGUAUGUUAAUGGCUUACAUCAAUGCUCGAAUAAACUUAAGUUUUAUCUCUUCGCAGAUGAUACUAAUAUCCUUUAUGCCGAUAAAAACUUUAAGUCCCUAGAAAAUAUAGUAAAUAUCGAAUUACAAAACCUCCACGAAUGGUUAACAUCCAAUAAGUUAACUCUCAAUACUACAAAAACUAACUUUGUAAUCUUUCAUCCUUAUCGAAAAAAAGUCACUUACCAACCGAGCCUCUACAUGUUCGAUAACGAAAAAAAUGGAAAUGUAACUCUAGAGUCCAAAAAUUAUAUUAAAUAUCUUGGUGUGUUGGUUGAUAAAAAUCUUACUUGGAAAUAUCACAUUGACGCCAUUACGGCAAAAAUCAGUAAAACCGUUGGACUAAUUUAAAAACUUCGGCACUCCAUACCCCGUCAUAUACUGUUAUAUAGUUUACCAAACAUUAAUCCACCCUCACCUAAACUAUGGUCUUGCUGCCUGGGGUGAGGCAUCCAAGACGUCCCUCAAUAAAAUUUUAAUUCUCCAGAAGAAAGUGCUUCGCAUGAUGUAUUUUACGGAUAUACGUGAACACGCAAUUCCUCUAUUUAUCGACGCUGACAUAUUACCAGUGUCAUGUGUAUUAUAAAACUGUGGCUAAUCUAAUGCACGAUAUUAACAACAACAAUUCGCCAACAAAUCUGCUCAAUUUAUUUGAAAAAAUCUCAACAAUUCAUUCAUACUAUACAAGAUCAUCUAGUUCAGGUAACUUUCACGUCAAAAGCUCAAAGCUGGAAAUACACAAAAACUCCUUGUCUCGCUUUGGUGUAAAACUUUGGAAUGAGAUGCCUUGUCAUAUUAGAGAUCUUCCUAAAAAGAAAUUUAGGAAAGUACUUCACAGAUUGCUUUCGGAUAUCUUAAAAAGAGAAGAUGACUAUAUUGAGACGCCCUUAAUAGUUGAAAAAGUUCGAUUAAUAGUUUAGUGAUUUCUGUAUUAAAGUAUUUGUUUGUUUGCUUGUUCAGAUUUAAUGUAAUUAAAAUAAAACUGUGAUAGAAUAUUAUUUAUUGUAACUUAAAAUUGUAGUUUUCCUUCCUUUUCCUUUCCUUUCUUUUCCUUUCAAUUUAUUUUUCUUUUAACUGGUCCGCCUAGAUUAGCAAUUGCUAUUUUGCGGGCCAGUCUAUUGUAACCAAUAGUCUUAUGAAAUAAAGUUGAAGUUGAAGUUGAAGUUUCCAGAAAUAACAGGCUCUUCAUUUAUAUCAUUGCAACUAUCGUCACGCCUCUAGCUACUGGACUUCUAAUAACAGGGAGUUGGCCUUUUUCCGUAAUUUUGCAAAUAGCCUAUUAUAAACAUUAGGGUCUCUUUAAAUUGUACCUCCUAAAUUUCAGGACGCUGUUAAUGUACAAUUACCCCUAAAAGGAUGUAUACAACCUCUACGUUCACGACACUUUACGCUUCUUGUCUUUCCUAUAACUGGGGUGCCAUAUUUUCACCCUCUUUUAACAUUAAACAAAGUUCCAAUUUUAAUUUAGAACAGAAUCUUCGUGACAAACACCUCUUGCUGUGAUCCUAUCCUUCGGAUUAAUUAAAUUUGUUAAAAGUAGACGGUUAACAGAUCUUAUGAAGUAUGAAGUCUUAACUUUGCAGUGGUGCCUAAGCUUUCUCCCCUCGGCUCCAUCGUCUCUUUUGCAAAUGAAGACGACCACGUCAAAGUAAAGAUUCAUUAGCAUUAAAAAAUUUAGAUGUUUAGGAAAAACCAAGCAGUGUUUUAUUAAACCAUAAUCUUAUAACCCCGAAGGGGUGAUAUGCUUCUAAAUAAACAUAAUAAAACUGAACCGAAAUAUAUUCUCUGUUAAGUAAUUCGAUCAUCGACUUGCUAUUAAAAUAAUCGGUAUAAGAGUCUGCUACUUAAUUUAGAUAAAGACAAAAUGAGAAAAAAAAGAAAAGAAAAGAAACCUGGAAAAGAUGGGGUGAGAGUGCGCUAAGUAGAAUAAACUUGGCUAAUACGUGAUCUGAUGAAGCAGCUGUGUUAACAAAAGUCAUGGUGAAGAAAUAAAUUAUUUUUCCUAUGUUUAUUUUAUUAAUGAAAGUUGUCACUCCUGUUGUCACUCUAAAUGGGAAAACAACGUGAUAUUACUCUUCCUUUGGGAAAUCACCUUUAACGGUGGCAUUGAAAGCUUUUAACCAUUUGCAUUGGGCUUACCAAUAGAUCAUUUUGUCACCAUCUCUUUCGAUAGCAGUUUAAACUGUGGUCCUUGAGAACGUUUACAAAGACCAAGUUCAACAAUGGUGGGCGCUCUCGAAUCGCGCAGUACAGCCUUAAAAGUUGUAGAAGCUGGAGCAAUGAUUGCAUUAAAUAUUGCGUCGCUUUUGGGCAACAUCUUAGUUUGUUUGUCGGUUUACAGAAAUAACAGGCUCCGCACCACAACAAAUCUGUACAUCAUUGCAUUGGCGGUAAGUGACUUGAUAGCUGCAACUCUCGUCAUGCCUCCAGCUACUGGAGUUCUUAUCACAGGCAGAUGGCCUUUUGGUGAAACGGCUUGUCAAAUACACGCUUAUUUCAGUCUUUUUGCAGUGUAUGUUUCGCCUGUAACCAUGGGUCUUACUGCACUUAAUAGAUACACAAGAAUAUGCAAAUCAGAUCAGCAAUAUAAUCUAUUCUUUUCGAAGAAAAAAUCUCGUAUUUCUCUUGGAUCUACCUGGACAUUUGUAGCUCUCUACAUUUUAAUACCACGUGUAACUGGUCUGCAAGAUUUUCAUUUUGUGCCAAGCUAUGCAGCUUGCUUAAACAGGCACUUGAGUAAUUUUGGGAAAAUGGUUCACUACUUUGUCGUUCUCGGCUUGUUUUUCGUCCUUCCCCUAGCUGUGACAAUAUUCAGCUACAGAAAAGUUUUGAAAAAGAUUCAGGAACACAAUACUGGAACAGCGCAAAGUCUUCGAAUAAACAACGAGACAGUCACCUCAAAUGAGAUUCGACUAAGCAAGUCACUGUUUGUUGUCGUCUUUGCCUUCAUGUUGUGUUGGGUACCCGCUUGGUUUAUCACCAUCCUGACAAGAUUGGUUUUUGGCAAUAAAAUGCCUCGCAAUGUUCAGUUACUUUGCACAUUUUUCUUAAAUAUUUCGAACGCCAUCAAUCCCUUUAUUUAUGCAGGAAUGAACCCGGUAUUUAGAAGAGAGUUCCGAAAACUACUAGGAUGUAAAUUUGGAGUAAGAGUCGAGAGUAGUUUAAGUCAACAAUCAUCAAGUAGAAGACUAGCCACU